AUGCGGCGUUCCAUCAAAUCCCCCGAUCAAUCAAUAACAACUAAAAUGAUGAGGGAUAAAACGCCGCCGCCGCCGCCGCCGGCGGGGCCGGGAUCGGGGUUCGACCUGCAGGUCAUGGAUGUUACGUUUACAAACGUAUUGGAGGGGGCACGACAGUAUUUCCAGGGGCUGCCGGCGGGUUCAAAUUCGACGGUAGGCCCCAACUACUCGUCCGAAUCGCACCUUCGCAAUGACUAUGAUCCGGGCGUGCCCCCGUCUUCCACGGCUUAUUGGGCAUCGCAUGCCGCCGAACCGGCCAGAUCUCAAUCCAGAGAUAAUAACAUUCCUGUGCAAAGGGAACACAUUUCUGUUCAUAGAGGAGAACAUGUGCCGAUGCACAAAGAUCACUCGUCGGUAUCGCAAGAAUCCGAUUCUUCGUCCAGACCUCAAGCACAUUUACCUCGCAAUAUGGAGCAAAAUAGGGGGUAUUAUCCAGGUUCUUAUACAGAACAAUACCAAAUGCACCAACAGCAACAAGCGAAAAUUCAACAACAGCAACAUCAACAAGUACAACAUCAAAAUCAAAUGCAGCAGCAAUUUCAAAAUCAACCACAACCACCACCACAACAACAACAACAACAACAGCAGCAGCAACAUCCGCACUAUCAACAAACCGAGCAAUACCAACAAUCCCGGCAAUCUUUCGAAUUCUCCAGGCCUCACAUACGGGAUUCCCCUAAUUACUCGCAGUACCCGUCGCAAAUGCCAGCCGGCUCGCCUUACCACCAAUCCGCUUCACCUUACCACCAAGUUCCGUCUCCCCAGCAACCCAGGGCGCCUUCCAGAGAACAAAUGGUUCCUAGAGUACCAUCGAGAGAGCAAGCCACGCCGCGUGCACCGUCCCACGAACAACUAGUCCCCAGAACAUGCGCCUACUCUCACGCGGACUCGUACAACUACUCUCAAACGCAGAGUUACUACCAGCAAGCGCAACCGAAAGUCGCCGCCGGUACUUACAAGCCCGCCGCUUCGACGCAACCUCAACAGUACCCGCCGUCGUCGAACCAACAACAGCAGAGCGUGUACUACAAGCACAUCUACUCGUCGCAGCAGAACCACCAGUCGGUGUUCGCGGCGUCGCGACAAGAAGACCGGAAUUCUCAACAGGCGCCGGCGCCGGUGAGGACCAGUAGCUCCGAGCAAGCGCUGAGAACCACUCACAAUCUACCGCCGAUCGCGAGCCUAUCGAAUUACCAUUCCAGUCGCGCCAGCCGGGAAUCUUCCAACAGACCAGCCAAUCCGGCGGCGAGGAGUUUCAGCACGCACACCAGCACCAGCAACUCGAUCAUACAGCCCAAUCCGGCGGCGUCGGCGUCGAAUUACAAUCAAAACUACGGCAGAAUGAACGUCGCGACGACCACGACGCCGUCUUACACGCCCGUUAUAGUCACCACUUCCAACACGCCGACGAGCUACUACCCGUCGAAUCACAAUCAAAGCCAGUCUUCCAAUCAGUAUUCGAGGAACCAGCCCGGCGAGAGUCGGGUCAUCGUGAAGCGCGAAUCCCCGUUGGAUCUAUCGGUGAAGACGGUGAGAACUCCGGCCGAUUCGACUUUAGGCGAAGAGGAAUCCAGGAACAAGUUCGCGCAAAAUCAAAGGCUAACGGCUCACAAUUACCCGCAGCUGGACGUGACGUUCCAGCGGAACGUCAUCCAGCGACCGAUGCCGCCGGCCGCGACCGCCCCCAAGUUCGAAUUUCGGCCUAACUUCAGCUCGCCGACGUUCAAGCCGGUCAAGCAGGAGCCGCCGCGCGCGCCCGAGAAGGCCCACUCCAAGAACAAACUGGCGCCCGACGGCAAAAGCGCCGCUUACAGGUACCCGACGGCUUCGGUGCCGACGGCGGCGCACGUGAAUUCCUACAUCCGGGCGGCCCCGAAGCCCGGCCUUCCGGCCGGCCACAGAGCGGAGGCGCUGAAGAGGCGGCCCGGCGAGCCGGAGACGCCGAACGUUCCGAAUAAAGUUCCUAAGGUCGCGGAUUCGUGGAGGCAAACCAUCGAUCUGCAGAUCGAAGAGAGGCUGUCGAAUUACAAGCAACAACAAGCGAAACUCGUCUCGCCCACCAAGGUUCCUUUGGUCAACGGUAACUACCAGGAGAAAUCGAAGAGCAUGUACGCGGGUUACGAGAAAAUCAACUACGAACAACAUUCCACUUACAACCAAUCGAUUUAUAACGCGAGCCACGUACAAACUUACGUACCUUCGCCCGGUACCCAUCAGUACCCGGGCUACCCUGCGCACACUUCGAAUUCGUACCCUACGCCUACAUCCAGGUCGAAUAGUACUAAUUCACUAGCCAAUUCGAAUUCGAAUACCAACGCGAAUUCGAAAAAUCCCAUGGGAGGAGCCGUCGACAAGCGAGUAUUGAAUUUAUUGCGGAACAGCUUAGAGGUAAACAGACAGAAAAAACUGGGGCAGAUGAAAUCGAACGAGAGCGUCAUCCCGCUCAGAUCGGACGUCCAGCAUCCGUCUACCGACGUCACGGCGCCCCUCCAACCCAAGCCGGCGUUCGUCAGCAGGAACAACGUGUCGCCGUUCACGCCCGACAACAACGCCGGCAUCUACAAAUUCCACAUCCCGAAGGCGAUCGACUCGAUCAAUUUCGACACUACGAAAACGGGCAAACAGACGCCGGAGACCGUCAUAGCCAAUCACAACAGCAUGAACGCGGAAUGCGACGGACUGGCGGCCUUCCUGGCGGCCCGGAUUCGCACGAAGGGCGAGCUCAAGCAGGGCGGCCAGCCGACCAACAAGAGCCAGCUGCACGACAUCAUCGAAAACCAAUUGAAGUCGCCCGUCAAGCAGGAGAAGGACGUGCCGAGCCUCAGCUCCAGCCCGCCCAAACUGCAGAAGGAACGGCCCGCCUCGGCGUUCGCUCCGAGGAAGCGGUUGUUCAGCCGGAACGACGAGGACUCCACCAACUCCCAGCCGCCUCCGAGAGAGGCGGGUUUGCGCAGCUCGUCGGAGACGUCGGUGUUCGAUUUUCCCGACUCCGAUUCGGAGAACGACGGCAACAGGGAGUCUUUGGACGCGUUGAGAAAGGGCAGGAAGACCACCAAGCCUCUGCUGACGGACGUUAAAGUGGAACCAGCGCCCGGCGACGAUAUGUUCUCGCAGCUCUGCGAUAAUUUCCUCGAGCAGCUGAAGAGCGGCGUUCACAAAAGGAAGUCGAGAAAGAAGAAGGACGUUUCGUUGUUAGUGGAGCCACUCGGGAAUUCGGAGGUUACGGUGAAGGUGGAGAAGAUCGAAUCGACCGAAGAUGAGAAAGAAUCGCCUGUGGAAAUCGAUUUGACUAAAGUCAAAAGCGAGCCGGUCUCGAACGAUCUGGAUACUAAAGACGAGGACAUAUUUUUCGCUAAAAGGCGCCACGCCAGGCGAAGGAUCUUAUCUUCCAGUGAUAGCAGCGACAACGAGACGGCGAAAGACAAUGAAGAAGUCGGCGAUAAUAAAGAAAACAACGCCGAAACGACUCCUCGCGUCGAAGUGGAAAUAAAAAAAGAACUCCUAACUGAACCUAAACAAAGCGAAACCAAAGCAACCGAAGCAGAAGAAGACGAAGAAGACGCUAAAAACAACGUCGACGGUGUACCGAUCAGCCGACCUUUCAAGAAACCCUCGUUCGGAGACGGCUCGGAUUUCUUCCCCGGCUGGGAGGAGGAAGUCUACAAGUACAAGAAAUCCUUACGGAUGCCUCCUACUCUGAUUCCAGUCACCAGGCCGCCGGCCUUCCAUCGUCUAUCCACUUCCUUGCCGGAUUUGGAUCCCUGUCCUCGCUCGCCUACAGCUUCUCUACCGGCCGACGACAAGGAGCUCAAGCUGAUGAAAGCCAGCAAAAUCAAAACCGAGUACCCGGACAGCGACACCGAAUCGAACUCCAGCUUCAACAUCUUCGGCAAGAAGACCAACUACGACUCCGAAGGCAGCUCUUCGAUCAAAAGCUCCAGAGAAACGUCCAUUUUGGACAGGUUGCUGGAGAAAUGCGGCGGUCGCAAGCGGAAGAAGUUCAAACGCAAGGACGACCACAGUCCGAAGGUUAUCCCCAAAGCGGACAAUCCCGUCGAAUUGCUCGCCACUCCUAGUUUGGAAAUCAAAGAAGAGGAUAACAAAAACACGAAGAAACUUUCCAAUUCUCCGGUAAUCAAAGCCGAAUCGCCACUUCUGGGCUUCCGGAAAUCGACGAUCAGCAACUUCAAAGACGCCUUCAUCAAGAGAUCCAGCAGCAUUCUGAACAAUCAAUUCACCACGGUUGUUUUGAACUCGCGCACGCGCAGAGAGACCAGAGUGCAGAAACAACGGGCCACGAUCAAAGAGGUAUUCGGCGAAGACCGCCCGGCCUCCGCUCCUCCGGUAACCUGCCUCAACGACAUCCAACUCAAAGUAGAAGAGGACGAUGAAGCAGAAGCAGAAGAACCCGGUAAUCGCCUAGGUAACUUAGUGGUGCGAUUAGACAAAGAAGAAGGCAUUCUGGAUAGGAUAAGCGACAUUAAAAGAGAAAGAGAAGCCGACAGGCAAAGCGACGACUACAAAACCAAGAAGAAAGACAAAGACGACAAUUUACUGAAGACUAUAAUGGAGAAAAAGAUUAAGACUGAAGCCGACGGGGAUGAUUCGAUCAUCGAAGACGACACGCGCAGCUUGGACAACAUGACCGUGAAAUCGGAGACGCCUUCGAUCGACGGCGACGACGGCAGCCUGUCGGGCAGGAAGCGCGGCAAGUUCGGCAAGGUCAGGCGCAAGCUCAGCUCCGGCUUCGACUACAUCAGGAAGAAGAAGAAGAUCAAAAAGGAGCCGAACGAGAGCGAGGCGGGCGACAAGAAGAAGCGCAAGAACGCGCUGUCCAAGACGCUCGAGUCCGUCGAUGACGUUCAGAAGGAGAUCAAAACUUGGGUGCUGAACAAAGGUAUCGGGGAAACCCACCUGCACCGAGCCGCCAGAUUGGGGUACACGGACGUUACCGCCUAUUGUCUGGAAAAAAUGGAAUGCCAUCCUUCGCCUAAGGACAACGCCGGCUACACACCUUUGCAUUGGGCGUGUUCGAAAGGCCACCUCGAAAUAGCUAAAUUGCUCCUUCUUUAUGGCGCUAAUCCGAGCGAAAGCGCCCAAGGGGGCAUCAGACCUUUACACGAAGCCGUCGAGAACGGUUUCGUGGAAAUCGCCCGGCUGUUGCUCUCCUACGGGGCCGAUCCCAAUUUGGCCACCUACUCGGGCCUCACGCCGCUGGCCCUCACCAACGACGAGUGCACCAAGGAAUUCCUCAGGAACCACCUGAACGACAUCGAAGGCGAACCCGCCGAUCACUGGAUCUCCCACGGACCUUCUUCGACGUUCGAUCCAUUGGAUCAAAUCGGUUUCAACGUGCUGGAGGGCGUGCCGGAGCCGGAUCCGGAGCCGGACAACGAAGACAUCGACAUAGAAACCUCGGACUGCCUGCUGCCUAAUCUCUACACGCUGAGCAACGAAUCGUCGGCGGACAAAUGGGUGCUGUUGCAGGACCUCUCCAAUCUGCUGAAGAUCAAGUCGCGCGACGCGCUGCUGAAGCAGAUCUGCGCGCCGGCGACGAGCGGCGCGUGCGCGACCGCCAAGCCGGUGCUCAAGGAGCUGAAAAUGUCGGAGUUCCUGGAGCAGGCGCGUUGUUGUCAGUUCCUGAACGCCGGCGAGAAGAUCAACACGCGCGCGUCGAAGAUCGCGCUGGUGAAGUAUACGGACAAAGUGAAGGAACUGCUUAACGUCGAAAGUGUUUUGAUAACGGCCAGGUGACCCGAGGCCAGCGAAAAUGCCGCGUAAAACGGUCCCUAAAUUCGUACAAGAGUCGGCGGUAUUCGAUUUAAUCGAUUUGUAAUAAUUGAAUCGAUUGGCGAUUUAUUGAACUGGUUGUGAUGUUAGUUUAAAAUUCUCAUUUUGUGCUAUUCAAUUAAAUCGACUACGCAAUAAUGAACUCUUGGUUUAUUUGAUUAUAGUGAAUCAUGUUGGCGUAUCUAGAACGUUUUGAAUAGGGUGUCCCAAAAAGUAACAGACAUUUUAAAUCUACAUUUUAAAUCUUCUGACACAGCACAUUGUAAUUAGCAUUAUUGCGGAGAAUUUAAUCAUUUUAGAAACUUACUUGACUUGGUUUUAUUGGUACUGAUUCUAUCUUUAAGAUAACCCUAUAGAAAAAAUCUAACGGUGUCAAAUCACACUACCUCUAUCAUAGAUAACCCGAUAUUCCUCAGAGAAAUUUCCCAGUUUCUACCUCUUAUUCUAUACUUUUCCUGUACGUUUGCUUAUAAUUAUUUACUCUAAUUUUGUCACGAAAAAAUUGUUUCGACAAAUUUAAAAGCCAGUUACUUUUGGGACACCCUGUAUUUCGAACGUAGUAUAGCGGUGUAUAAAAAAAUCUACUUGAGUUUGAAUUCGCGAUGGGCGCUUUUCAUUUUCCAUUUGCACGAUUAUUUUUCUUCCAACGCCCUGUAGUACGUUCGAUAUGAUAAUGUUUCGAUUGUGAUACGCCGAUGGAUAAAAUCGUGAUAUUAUUUUCUAAAUGUGAUUUAAUUUUGCAAUGUUGUUAACAAAUCGUUCGCUGGAUUUUUUAUAAGUUUAAUGUUUAUUUUUCGGUUUCUCUCCUUGUGGUGGUUUCCCUUCGCCUAUUAUUGUCUAAAUUUAUUUACAAACUUCCGUAAAUACCUCUUAAUUGUAAACGAUUUUCGUUACGAAUAUCUCGCAGAAAUCGCCACAUUAAAUUGUUUUUGAUUUAUUUUGAAGAUGUUUAUUUAUUGUUUAAGUUUAAUUGCGUUACCAACUCAAUUUAGGCUUUAAAAAUAAACGAAAAGUUAGGGAUUAGGUAAAUAGAAUUUAAUGUUGUGAAAGUGCAAUUUUUUUUGUGACUGUAAAUUGAAGGAUAGUGGUCCACGAUUGUUUCUAAAAGAAUUUCGAAGGAAUUAAGCAUAUCUGAAUUUUCAAUAGAAUAAUUUAGCUGAAAUUUAUUCCUUUUCGGUACCAUACAAACGUACACAUUUUGUUAAUAGUUUGAAUAAAAAAAUAUUUGUUAUCCCACAGUUAAUUAAAUUACAGGCAAUUUGGUAAACCAGAAUUUUCAGUAUUUUAAUUUAUAAAUGAACAGAUACUUAUUCUGGAUUCAUAACGUAAGAUAAUGUUAUCAAUUCGCUCAGGGACCGUACUCGUUUUUUGAGUAAAGUACUUUAAAAAAAUAAGGUAGUUAGAUAACAGAAUGUAUGUUUGUAUAAAUGUAAUAAAUUCUCCGAGUAUCGAUUUAAGACGAAUUUGCUGUAUAUACAUAUACAUAAUGUAUUUUUUAAGGCUGAAACAGCUUGUUUUCUAUAUAAAAUAAGGUCUAAAUGUUAAAAUCAAAGUGGAUUUAGCAAAAUGGCGCCGUUUUAAUAAUAAAAUAGGUACAAAUAUGUCUAAAAGGCGGCGUACAUUUUGCUUCAUUGUAGUUUGUUCUGUAAAUAAAUCGCUUUGUAAAUGUGUUUCUGAUAAUUAUCAAAGUGGAAAGAUUUCUUUUUGCUUAUUACAAUGUCUGGGUAGUUGUACAGUCUAAAAAAAGAGUUAUCUGUGAUGCGCAAUUGGAGGCAAAGUGCAAUGCUUUUUUGAAAAAAAAAAUCAAAAAAACCUAAAAAACGAUAUUGUGAUUUUGCCAACUUGUCCUAUUUGUGUGAAUUAGGAGAUAUUUUUUAAUUUAUGGAUCUUUUUCACAUUUUUAAUGUUUUUGUUCUAUAAAAUUUGUGAAAUACUAAUAAAUAUAUCUAAA
Messenger RNA from Phyllotreta striolata, 7780 nucleotides. NCBI's taxonomy places the organism in Eukaryota, Metazoa, Arthropoda, Insecta, Coleoptera, Chrysomelidae. The record is from the annotation of a GenBank genome assembly.